Molecule: messenger RNA, 1020 nt
Organism: Rosa rugosa (rugosa rose)
Lineage: Eukaryota; Viridiplantae; Streptophyta; Magnoliopsida; Rosales; Rosaceae
Product: MDIS1-interacting receptor like kinase 2-like
Exons: 2
Coding region: 1-1020 (339 amino acids)
Molecular function (GO): protein binding
Source: RefSeq, a predicted model, not a curated record
AUGGUGUAUUUGGGAGAUAAACUACUCUAUCAUAAUAUUGUUCCCUGUCGAGGGUUAUUCAACCUUGUUGUCAUGUCCCUUGUCUCAAUUUUUUGUUUCAAAGUUGCAAUUUCUGUAUCUUUUACAGUUCCAUCAUCAGUAUCAACAGAGGGACUAGAAGCAGAGGGUCUCCUUAAAUGGAGGCAUAGCCUUGACAACCAAAACCAAGCUCUUAUGUCUUCAUGGGUUGGAAAUAGUCCUUGCAACUGGACUGGAAUUGCUUGCAAUGAAUUCAGAAGCAUCACUAACAUUAGCCUUUCUCGCACUGGCUUAAGAGGCUAUCUUCCUCAGGAAAUUUGCAAUGGUGGAGUACUUGUAAAUUUUACAGCAAAUGACAAUUACUUCAUUGGCUCCAUCCCGAAAAGUUUCAGGAACUGUUCCAGCUUAUACAGAGUGAGGCUUGAUAGAAACAGGUUAACAGGAAAUAUAUCCGAAGAUCUUGGAGUUUAUCCACACUUGAACUAUAUUGAUUUGAGCUAUAACAAUUUCUAUGGGGAAAUUUCUCAUAAGUGGGUGCAGUGCCAGAGUCUGCAAAGCUUGAAAAUCUCUGAUAACAGGAUUUCCGGAGGAAUUCCUCCACAGCUUGGGGAACUGCUUCCUCGUCAAGUACUCGACCUCUCCUCGAAUUAUGUAGUUGGGAAUGUUCCGAAAGAACUGGGGAGAUUAGUAUCACUGUUCAUCCUCAACCUGGGUAGUAAUAAACUUUCAGAAAGUAUUCCUAUGGAAAUUGGCAGACUUUCCAAUCUUGAACAUCUCAACUUAGCAGCAAACAAUCUGACAGGAUCAAUUCCUGAGCAAUUAAAUGGGUGCUCAAAGUUAUUGAACUUGAAUUUGAGCACAAAUGGAUUCACAGAGAAUCUGCCUUCAGAGAUGGGCCGCUUACAGUAUCUUCAGGUUCUCGAUCUUAGUCAUAAUCUACUGAGAGGAGAGAUACUGGCAUACAGCCACAGUUUGCAGAAAUGGAAAACUUGGAAUCAUUGA